GGGUUUCCAGGUGUGGCAGCUAUUCAUUCUUGCUCACGCUCAGUCUAGCAGACUCUUGGUGAGAAUUAAUGUAACUGUAGUACGUGAAGGAAGAAUUAGUUUGUUGGAGUGGAAGGCGUAGAGGAGGGAACAGAACUAUCAAAAAGUGUAAGUCAGCAGUGGAGAGAAGGAAGCUUUUACUAUGGGCAGUGUUAGCUGAGAUAAUUGAGGGCUGAUAUGUUCAUCUGAGGACCCGGAGAGAUCGGUAAUUUGAAGUAAUAUACACAGCAGUCAUACUGAGUGACAGGAGCAACCAUUCCAAUGAAAGGAGACUGAUGAAUUGUGGCAGGUUGCUGCUAUGGGUAGAAUUAGUCACUGGGGGGCAGUGGUUAGUUGUAUAUUUUCCUAAUUGCCACAAGUAAUCAGUAGGGAGAGUUGAUCAUGUCUUUUACUGUAUGAAUGUAGUACUGCAAAUAUUCCCCAAAUUAGACAGAACAAAAUACAUAAACCUAGUUUCUCAGAGCUCUUUGAAACAGACAGAAGAAAUAUACUGUCACUAAUACAUGAAUCCCAAGUUGCUUUUCUGGGGAUCUACUUCUGCAUGGCCAAAUCUGCUUCAUCUGUGUUAGUGCUGUGAUCCCCAAACUGAAAAUGCCAGAGUAUUUGAAGUAUGUGCUCAAUACUAAAUGUGCAAACAAACAAGCAAGGAUGUUUUCAAACAUUAUUGAGGAGAAACAGACGUAGCCAGUGGCUUGGCUCUCACCCGACAGAAGAAGGCCAUACCUUCAGUACUGUAACUGGUAAGGUUUGGCAUCCUGAUGAUUUACACUGUUAUGUUCUGAUCACCAUAUGUCAGGUUUCUGUCGGCUUUUCCAGACUUUCUCUUUCCUGGUUUUUGUGUUUUGUUCUUUUUUAUCUAGGAACUUCCUUGUCGACUUCCUCAUUUUCUUUCACAGGGCACAUAGCAGCAUGUGAUGUGAUGGGCUUCACCGUAGCUAGAUAAGGAAGAAGCUUGCAUUGCCUCCCUCUCAGCUUUGAAGAACAGUAGUGGUUUUGUGGGUAAAAGAUACUUUGAAAAACAGUUUGACCUGGCAGAGCAAACAAGACUGCCCAUGUUUCUUCACUGCAGAAACUCACAUGCUGAAUUUUUAGACAUAAUGAGAAGAAACAGAGAUAGAUUUGUUGGAGGAGUGGUUCAUUCUUUUGAUGGCACGAAGGAAGAAGCAGCAGCAAUAAUAGAUUUGGAUCUUUACAUUGGAAUAAAUGGCUGUUCAUUGAAAACAGAAGCCAACUUGGAAGCACUGAAAUCAAUUCCUAGUGAACGAUUAAUGAUAGAGACCGAUGCACCCUGGUGUGGAGUGAAAAAUACUCAUGCUGGAUCGAAAUAUGUGAAAACUACAUUUCCUACCAAAAAGAAAUGGGAAAUGGGGCACUGCCUGAAGGACAGGAAUGAGCCCUGCCAUAUAAUUCAAAUACUGGAAAUUAUGGCAGCAGUAAGAGAAGAUGACCCACUCGAGUUGGCCAAUACUCUAUAUAACAACACUAUUAAAGUCUUCUUUCCAAAUAUAUAAAGUUUUCUUACAUUUAUUCAACAUAACUUUAGUAAGUAUAUUGCAAAAAAGUUAAGACUGAUCAUAUCUGCAAGUUCUUAUCGACAGAAACCAAUAUGUAGUGCUUUUUGUACAAGAUUAAAGCUGAUUUUGAAAAA
Messenger RNA from Lagopus leucura (white-tailed ptarmigan), 1687 nucleotides. It is a transcript of the gene TATDN1, whose product is annotated as TatD DNase domain containing 1. The record is from RefSeq and is a predicted model, not a curated record. NCBI's taxonomy places the organism in Eukaryota, Metazoa, Chordata, Aves, Galliformes, Phasianidae. Gene Ontology annotation, cellular component: cytosol. The transcript is spliced from 7 exons. Gene Ontology annotation, molecular function: 3'-5'-DNA exonuclease activity. The coding region runs from base 1092 to 1550 and encodes 152 amino acids.